AUGCACGCCCUCUCUGGAUUCUCCCUGGUCAGCCUGCUCAGCUUGGGCUACCUGUCCUGGGAUUGGGCCAAGCCGGGCCUCGUGGCUGAUGGGCCUGCGGAGGCCGGCGAUCAGCCUUCAGCGGCUCCACCACAGCCUCCUCACAUUAUCUUCAUCCUCACCGACGACCAAGGGUACCACGACGUGGGCUACCACGGCUCAGAUAUCGAGACCCCAACUCUAGACCGGCUGGCAGCUGAGGGCGUCAAGCUGGAGAAUUACUACAUCCAGCCCAUAUGUACGCCUUCUCGGAGCCAACUCCUAACUGGCAGGUACCAGAUCCACACAGGAUUGCAACACUCCAUCAUCCGCCCACGGCAACCCAACUGUCUGCCUCUGGACCAGGUGACGCUGCCCCAGAAGUUGCAGGAAGCAGGGUACUCCACCCACAUGGUGGGCAAGUGGCAUCUGGGCUUCUACAGGAAGGAGUGCUUGCCUACCCGCAGGGGCUUUGACACCUUCCUGGGCUCCCUCACAGGCAAUGUGGACUACUAUACCUAUGACAAUUGUGACGGCCCAGGGGUUUGUGGUUUCGACCUGCAUGAGGGUGAGAGUGUGGCUUGGGGUCUCAGCGGCCAGUACUCCACUAAGCUCUAUGCUCAGCGUGCCAGCCACAUCCUUGCCAGCCACAGCCCUCAGAACCCCCUGUUCCUCUACGUGGCCUUCCAGGCAGUACACACACCCUUACAGUCACCCCGGGAGUACCUGUACCGCUAUCGCACGAUGGGCAAUGUAGCUCGGCGCAAGUACGCAGCCAUGGUGACCUGCAUGGACGAGGCUGUUCGCAACAUCACCUGGGCCCUCAAGCGCUAUGGUUUCUAUAACAACAGCGUCAUUAUCUUCUCCAGUGACAAUGGUGGCCAGACUUUCUCAGGAGGUAGCAACUGGCCCCUUCGAGGACGCAAGGGCACGUACUGGGAAGGUGGUGUGAGGGGCCUGGGUUUUGUCCACAGCCCCCUGCUCAAGAAAAAGAGACGGACCAGUCGGGCCCUGGUGCAUAUCACGGACUGGUACCCAACACUGGUGGGUCUGGCCGGUGGUACUACAUCAGCAGCUGAUGGACUGGAUGGCUAUGAUGUCUGGCCAGCCAUUAGUGAGGGCCGGGCCUCACCGCGCACAGAGAUCCUACACAACAUCGACCCCCUCUACAACCAUGCCCGGCAUGGCUCCUUGGAGGGCGGCUUUGGCAUCUGGAAUACAGCUGUUCAGGCUGCUAUCCGGGUGGGAGAGUGGAAGCUGCUCACCGGAGACCCCGGCUAUGGUGACUGGAUUCCACCGCAGACGCUGGCCUCCUUCCCCGGCAGCUGGUGGAACCUGGAGCGGAUGGCCAGCAUCCGCCAGGCUGUGUGGCUCUUUAACAUCAGUGCUGACCCUUAUGAACGAGAGGACCUGGCUGGCCAGCGACCUGAUGUAGUCCGCACCCUGCUGGCUCGCCUUGCUGAUUAUAACCGGACCGCCAUCCCCGUGCGUUACCCAGCUGCGAACCCUCGGGCCCAUCCUGACUUUAAUGGGGGCGCUUGGGGGCCCUGGGCCAGUGAUGAUGAUGAUGAGGAGGAGGAGGAGGAGGAGGAAGGCAGGGCUCGAAGUUUCUCCCGGGGCCGCCGCAAGAAGAAAUGCAAGAUUUGCAAGCUUCGAUCUUUUUUCCGUAAACUCAACACCAGGCUGAUGUCCCAUCGGAUCUGACGGCUGGGGGGUGGCAGGGAAUCUCGGUCCAUCCUCAGAUACUGUCCCCAAUGCUGCUUCUCAGGGAGAAG
Molecule: messenger RNA, 1793 nt
Organism: Peromyscus eremicus (cactus mouse)
Lineage: Eukaryota; Metazoa; Chordata; Mammalia; Rodentia; Cricetidae
Gene: Arsi
Product: arylsulfatase family member I
Exons: 2
Coding region: 1-1722 (573 amino acids)
Source: RefSeq, a predicted model, not a curated record